CCGUCGGUGUCCGUAUAACUGUGUAUAACAGUGCGAGACUAAACCCCCAUUGGCCAUCAUUCACCAAAAUUCCUAGUCCCUUUCCUUCAAUUUCGGAGAGAGACAGGUUUCUCUGUAUAUUACUCCGCCUGUCAAACAAUUAUCGCCAUCGAUUUCAGUGGCGAAAUCCAAUUGAAACGCCUCUUGACGUGUUUCCGAUCAGAUAUGGUUGAUGUAGCCGACAAAUUGGCGUAUUUCCAAGCCAUCACGGGCCUUGAUGAUCCCGAUUUGUGCACUGAGAUCCUCGCCGCCCAUGGCUGGGACCUCGAGCUCGCGAUCUCCUCCAUCACCAGCACCAACGUCGCACCGCAGGAUAUCUCCUCUGCGGAAACCACAACCGUCGCAGGGGAUGGAUUCCGCGGUUCAGUGUCUUCCAAUUUAGAACCGCGUCGAGAAGUCUCCGAACGAUUGGAACAGACCGCGAACGCGGUCGCCGGUCCCGGUUUGGCGUGGAAGCUCGUUACUUUGCCGAUUUCUGUUGUUUCCGGUAGUCUGGGGUUGAUUACCGGCGCGAUUGGGCUCGGACUAUGGGCUGCGGGUGGCGUGAUCUCGUACUCUAUGGGAAUGAUCGGGCUGGGCCCCGGUUCGGGCCGGACAGGGGAGUCCGCCCGGUUGGUUCCAUUGUCGGCGGCGGCAUCGGAGGCUAUGGACUUCGUGGCAGCUUUCGAGAGGGAUUACGGGUCGAGGAGGCCAAAUUUCGUGAGCGAGGGGUUCAUGGACGCGCUGCAAAGGUCGAGGAACGAGUUCAAGCUCAUGUUCGUGUACUUGCACUCGCCGGAUCAUCCGGACUCGCCUUUGUUCUGCGAGCAGACUCUGUGCUCGGAGACCUUGGCGGUGUUCGUCAACGAGAACUUCGUCCCAUGGGCAGGGAGUAUUAGGGCUAGCGAAGGGUUCAAGAUGAGUAACAGCUUGAAGGCGUCGCGGUUUCCAUUCUGUGCCGUUGUUAUGGCGGCUACAAAUCAGAGGAUUGCGCUGCUCCAGCAGGUUGAGGGACCAAAAUCUCCUGAAGAAAUGCUCACGAUAUUACAGAAAGUUCUUGAAGAAAGUGCUCCUGUUCUUGUUGCAGCAAGACUUGAUGCAGAAGAAAGAAGAAACAACAUGCGCUUAAGGGAGGAGCAAGAUGCUGCUUACAGAGCAGCACUUGAAGCUGAUCAAGCUAGGGAACGCCAGCGGAGAGAAGAGCAAGAACGUCUCAAAAGAGAAGCUGCUGAAGCUGAGAGGAAACGCAAGGAGGAAGAAGAGACUCGUGAAAGAGCUGCACAUGAAGCUGCAGAGAAAGAGGCUGCAUUAGCAAAAAUGCGGCAUGAGAAAGCCUUGUCACUUGGUGCUGAACCUGAAAAAGGACCUAAUGUUACACAGGUUCUAGUGCGGUUUCCUACUGGAGAACGCAAGGAGAGGAGGUUUCACAGUACUGCAACGAUUCAGUCUCUAUAUGACUAUGUUGAUUCUUUGGGCUGUUUAGAAGUCGAGAAUUAUAGCCUUGUCUCUAACUUUCCUCGGGUCAUUUAUGGCCUAGAGAAACUGUCUUUGACAUUGAAUGAAGCAGGAUUGCAUCCUCAGGCCAGCCUUUUUGUGGAGCUGAACUGAUACAGGAGGAACUUCUUCAGAAGUAAGUAAUAUGAGAAAAAAAAAAAUGUAGUCAGAUAUGGGCCGCAAGUAGGAUUGAUUGUUGUAUUUCUCUGUUAUUGUUUUAACUUAAUUAGCAUGGAUACAAUCAGAUAAAGAUAGGUUGCCAUGUCUCUGUGGAUGUUUAUUUUCCCCUCAAUGCAUAAUCACUGAAGCAGAUGGCCCUAA
This is a messenger RNA of Juglans microcarpa x Juglans regia, 1833 nucleotides long. Its product is annotated as plant UBX domain-containing protein 10-like. NCBI's taxonomy places the organism in Eukaryota, Viridiplantae, Streptophyta, Magnoliopsida, Fagales, Juglandaceae. The record is from RefSeq and is a predicted model, not a curated record. The coding region runs from base 205 to 1626 and encodes 473 amino acids. Gene Ontology annotation, cellular component: endoplasmic reticulum. The transcript is spliced from 4 exons. Gene Ontology annotation, molecular function: ubiquitin binding.